Molecule: messenger RNA, 2107 nt
Organism: Oncorhynchus keta (chum salmon)
Lineage: Eukaryota; Metazoa; Chordata; Actinopteri; Salmoniformes; Salmonidae
Product: F-box/LRR-repeat protein 2-like
Exons: 14
Coding region: 494-1789 (431 amino acids)
Biological process (GO): SCF-dependent proteasomal ubiquitin-dependent protein catabolic process
Cellular component (GO): SCF ubiquitin ligase complex
Molecular function (GO): protein binding
Source: RefSeq, a predicted model, not a curated record
CCACAGCCCUCCCCUUCCAUGUCCACCGUAGAAAACAAAUACUAGAAUAACAGAAGAAACGGAUCAAAUGUUUUUGGAUCACGUUUUUCAAACAUGUUAACGUUUCAACCCACUCGAGCAGGAGGGGGGUUAUUGAGACCAGCUGAUUAGCGCUGCGAGCUGUCUGAGAGGCGGAAGUGAGGUCACCAGGAGCGCGUUCAUGUUAUUAUUGUUAUUUUGGUAGCUGGCAGUGUGAUGAGACGGACUGGAGAGCCGGCGGGCUCAAAGACUAGGUUAUUGCUCUUCCAGGCCGCCCCGGACUAAGCAGCAAUCCCGGAGAAAGAAGCCCUGUUGUCGGCAGGGGAGAGCACCCAGCCCAGGCUCCUCUCCCACCAGCAGCCCUUCGAACGACACAGGCUACAAAAACAAUACGGUAUCCGUCAAACCUAACGCUGGCCCCAGACGUGUUGUGUACGGUAACACCCUCCGCAGUACGGUAACACCCUCCGCAGAUAUGAACGGCAUCACCAAGGGCAGGUUUGAGGUGUUUUCCAACAGCGAUGAAGCUCCCAUUAACAAGAAGCUUCCCAAGGAGCUGCUGCUUAGAAUCUUCUCCAACCUGGAUGUGAUCACAUUGUGCAGGUGUGCCCAGGUGUCCAAGGCGUGGAAUGUCCUGGCCUUGGAUGGUAGUAACUGGCAGAAGAUUGACCUGUUCAACUUCCAGACAGACAUAGAGGGUAGAGUAGUGGAGAACAUCUCUAAGCGAUGUGGAGGCUUCCUGAGGCAGCUGAGUUUGAGGGGAUGUAUCAGUGUGGGAGACGCAUCCAUGAGGACGUUUUCCCUGAACUGCCGUAGCAUUGAGGUUUUGAACCUGAACGGCUGCACUAAGAUCACAGACAGCACCUGUCUCAGCCUCUCCAAGUUCUGCUGCAAACUCAAACAGCUGGACCUCACCUCCUGUGUGUCUGUUACCAACCACUCCCUCAAAGCUCUCAGUGAUGGCUGUAGUAUGUUGGAGACAUUAAACCUGUCGUGGUGUGACCAAAUCACCAGAGAUGGCAUCGAGGCUCUGACCAGGGGCUGUAACAACCUACAAGCACUGUUCCUACGUGGCUGCACACAGUUGGAGGAUGGAGCACUGAAACCCCUUCAGAAACACUGUCCUGAACUAACCACUAUCAACAUGCAGACCUGCUCAAUAACUGAUGAUGGCUUGGUCAGCCUGUGUCGGGGGUGCCACAAACUGCAGAUGCUGUGUAUCUCUGGCUGCAGUAACAUUACAGACGCCUCUCUCACCGCUCUGGGCCUCAACUGCCCCCGACUCAAGAUCUUGGAAGCAGCAAGGUGUUCACAUGUUACAGACGCUGGGUUUACUGUACUGGCCAGGCAUUGUCAUGAGAUGGAAAAAAUGGAUUUAGAAGAAUGUGUUUUGGUGACUGACAACACUCUAGUUCAGCUCGCUAUUCACUGCCCUCGUCUGCAAGCACUGUCCCUCUCCCACUGUGAGCUGAUAACUGACGACGGUAUCAGGGCGCUGAGCAGCAGUGUGUGUGGACAGGAGCGCCUCACGGUGGUGGAGUUGGAUAACUGCCCUCUGAUCACAGACGGGACUCUGGAGCACCUGAAAAACUGCCACCGUCUGGAGAGGAUAGAACUCUACGACUGCCAGCAGGUCACCAGGGCCGGCAUCAAACGCAUACGGGCCCAUCUCCCAGAGAUAAAGGUCCACGCCUACUUUGCCCCGGUGACGCCCCCUCCCUCGGUGCACGGCGGGGGCCAUAGGCUGUGUCGCUGCUGCGUCAUCCUCUGACAGUGGAGGACCGGGGGGCAGCUCUGUCUACAGGGCCUACUGCUGUGACCCCCACCCCCAACAACAAUAACCCACCGCCAUGGGAUGAGUCCGACCCUGAACCCCGCCACGACGACACAACACCCUGAACCCCGCCACGACGACACAACAUCCUGAACCCCGCCACGACGACACAACACCCUGAACCCCGCCACGACGACACAACACCCUGAACCCCGCCACGACGACACAACACCUGAACGACACAACACCCUGAACCCCGCCACGACGACACAACACCCUGAACCCCGCCACGACGACACUAACACCCUGAACCCC